Molecule: messenger RNA, 1380 nt
Organism: Penaeus monodon (black tiger shrimp)
Lineage: Eukaryota; Metazoa; Arthropoda; Malacostraca; Decapoda; Penaeidae
Product: perlucin-like
Source: RefSeq, a predicted model, not a curated record
GCCGGCCACUGCGCCUAGUGGUGAUGGUACACGAGUGCAGAGUGUAAUGAAAUGUUGUCACUUGUCUUAACGACGGGGCAAUUUUGGGUGUUCGUUACAGUGUCAUGGCACGUCGUCUUGAGUUCUGACAUAUCCUGAGUUGGUGGUGGAGAUUAGAGAGCGCCUCAUAUCGCGAAUCGACGUUUAUAAACACGUCAUUUGUCGACUGUGUUCAGGUACACUUACAUAAGACUGAGGGACCGCAUUGUGUAGUUGAUAAAUGAUAAAAAGAAAAGAGCAAAGUGCUAGCACCCCACUGAGAACAUCAACGUUCAUUCAUCCUUACUGCAUUACUCUGUUAUUAACAGAAUUUGUUAGUUUUUUUUGGCCUAUUUUACUGUGGCCUCUCAGUACUUACCUCCUCGCCCUCUAUUCCACGACGCCUCCCCCAGCGCCCCUCCCCAGCCUCCCGUGUUACAUUACCGUCUGUGUUCCUCAUCAGUCGAGGUGCGUUGACUGUGCCGAGUGUCACAUGCUGCCUCGUGUAACACUACAUCUCGUCUCUGACACGUUCGUCGCUACGAGCUCUUACAUUUAGGUCCCUGAAGUCGCUCGCUUACCCCCAGUCGCUCUUUCGACGCCCACAGACUGGGGUGUGAGUAGGAGACCUCGCCCAGAGAGCUACGUGCUGUGUGGCGUCCCUCGACCACUCGCAGGGACGUGCUCCUGCGCCGCCACCUGCUCAGUCAGUGCCAUGGAGUUGCUGCGUGGCCAUGUACGAGGAGCAGACCCCACAGAUGGAGCUCCAGUCAGCUGUGGUGGUUAAUCAGCUGACGUUGUCGCAGCAGACAGAGGCGUUGAAGGAAUUGCUCAACACUACUCGAGAGAAGUGCACCUGCUGUCACCACGAAGCGCUAAACAAGGCCACGGGUGUCCUUUCGGAGCUCAGAGAUGUGCUGACUUUACUCGCGAAAAAGUCAGGAGGUCCUUGGUGCCCCUACCCGUACACCCAGGUGGUCGACGAGUGCUUCCACGCCCACAGCAAGAAGCUCACUUGGUCCCAGGCGCGCCACGUGUGCAAAGGGAUGGGCGGUGACCUGGCGGAACCGAAGCACCUCUACGCACUGCAGGCUUACUUGGCUCAGACUUACGGCCCCGGCUACUUCUGGGUGGGCGGCACCGACGAGGGCAGUGAGGGGCGCUGGCACUGGGUGUCCGGGCGGCCCCUGGACCCUGUCGACUGGCUCUUCUCCCGCCCCGACAACUUGGGCGGCGAUGAGCACUGCCUGGAGAUCGUUAUGUCCGAUUACCCGAAGCUUUUCAACGACGAGACAUGCUCCAUCGCGCAGAGAUUCAUCUGUCAGUACAGAGGCUGAAGCAGUAAAGAUUUAGUUUUACGGA